AUGGCCUCCAAAUGGUCGUACAAGCGCUCCAACUGCAAGCCCAUCCCCGCCUCCUUGCUCCUGUGCCGGGGGAUCGAGUACCCCAACAUGAGGCUCCCCAACUUGCUGGGCCACGAGACGAUGCAGGAGGUGCUGGAGCAGGCGGGCGCCUGGAUCCCGCUGGUGCAGAAGCAGUGCCACCCGGACACGCGCAAGUUCCUCUGCUCCCUCUUCGCGCCCGUCUGCAUCGACGACCUGGACGAGACCAUCCAGCCGUGCCACUCGCUCUGCGAGCAGGUGAAGGACAGCUGCGCCCCGGUCAUGUCCGCCUUCGGCUUCCCCUGGCCCGACAUGCUGGACUGUAGCCGCUUCCCCCAGGACAAUGACCUCUGCAUCCCGCCGGCCAGCAGCGACCACAUCCUCCCGACCCCCCGAGAAGCACCCAAAGUCUGCGACGCCUGCAAAAGCAAGAAUGAGGAUGAUAAUGAAAUUGUGGAGAACCUUUGCAAAAAUGACUUUGCCUUGAAGAUAAAAGUGAAGGAGAUUGCCUACAUCAAUGGGGACACCAAGAUCACUCCAGAAACAAAGAGCAAAACUAUCUACAAGCUCAAUGGGGUGACCGAAAGGGAUCUGAAGAAGACCGUGCUUUGGCUCAAAGGUGGCCUGCAGUGUACCUGUGAUGAGAUGAAUGAUAUCAAUGCACCCUAUUUAGUGAUGGGACAGAAGCUGGCUGGGGAGCUGGUGAUCACCUCCGUCAAGCGAUGGCAGAAGGGCCAGCGGGCGUUCAAGAGGUUCUCACGCAGCAUCCGCAAGCUGCAGUGCUAGUUCCUUGCCACUUUCCAGCAGGCCUAGUUGAAGGCCUCAAGCUCUGCCAAACCUCUUGCACCUUCCUGCUUUAGCCUUAAAAGCGCAGUCGGCAUGGGAGAGGCAGGGCCGUUUGUUUCUUCUACAAAAAGAGCAGGGUGGAGAAGGAGACGAGGGAGACGUUUGCAAUUCUUGUACAUACAGUAAAGUUAUAAUUACACAAAUCAUGAGUAUGUUUUGUGACCAUAUCGAAGUACCUUGCUUAGAGCUAGUUAUUUGCAUUGGAACAAAGUGUGACUUUGGUCUUUUUGAAAGAAAUAAUAGUUCAUUUUGGUUUUCCUUGCUGAACUAUCAUUCACUAAGUCUUAUAGUACUAACAUUUCUUUAUUGCCUUGUGCAUCCGUUGGUGGAGCUUCUGGCCCACUUUGUCAGGUUUGCUUUUGAUGUGAAAAGAAAGCCACCAUGAUACGGGGGGUGCUAUGCCAUGUUUGGGACUUUGAACCUAUGUUCUGAAAAUUGUGAAUCCCAAAUAUGAAUCCCAAGGUGAAUUCCAAACACCUUGGGGUGUUAUUCAAAAGAAAUAAUUUCUAUUUAUAAAUAUUAUUCGUACAGUCUGUUAGAAAUCUAAAGAUGGCCACCUGAACUCCCUGAUUGUAAUCAAGUACAGGAGGACCCCCUUAUCCAAGAGAUCAGUAUCCACUGAUUCACUUAUCCAUGGUUUGAAAAUAUUAAAAAUAUUAAA
This is a messenger RNA of Pogona vitticeps (central bearded dragon), 1525 nucleotides long. It is a transcript of the gene SFRP2, whose product is annotated as secreted frizzled related protein 2. Gene Ontology annotation, biological process: non-canonical Wnt signaling pathway; canonical Wnt signaling pathway. NCBI's taxonomy places the organism in Eukaryota, Metazoa, Chordata, Lepidosauria, Squamata, Agamidae. The record is from RefSeq and is a predicted model, not a curated record. Gene Ontology annotation, molecular function: Wnt-protein binding.